Lathyrus oleraceus (garden pea) is the source of this 612-nucleotide messenger RNA. RefSeq lists its product as uncharacterized. Bases 108 to 509 code for a protein of 133 amino acids. NCBI's taxonomy places the organism in Eukaryota, Viridiplantae, Streptophyta, Magnoliopsida, Fabales, Fabaceae. The record is from RefSeq and is a predicted model, not a curated record. The transcript is spliced from 3 exons.
CGUCACUACACAAGCACUUAUAUAUAUUGCUAUAUCAUUACAUCGUUAUCUUCAGAUUAAGAAACAAGUCAACUAUAACAAAGACAUUGGAAAACAGUUGAGCAACAAUGGGUUCUCUUAUGGCAGGAUGGGACUCUAACACCUCAUCUUCAUCACUUGAAAGAAAUCGGUCACUCACCAAAGAAGAAAUUGACGCUUUCUGGAAAUCAAAGAAGGAGACAGAAGAAGAACAUCUCAAAGCUAUUUCAAAUUUAUCAAAGACUAUUCAGCCCGGAAAAUACGAGGAUACCGAGCCCUUGGCCCUACGUAUGAAGAAGACAUUAGGCAUGGAUGUUAACAAUAAUUUGGAGCAGCUUAUCAACAAAAAUGGCUGGUGGACAAAGAGCAACUGGGCAUUUUUGAAUGAACCUCCAGUGAUGGAAACUUCUUCAAACAAGUAUGUAUCACAGUUUCAUGUAGCCAACUCGGGAUCAUCAAAACAAAACCCUGGACAUGGAAUUAGUGCUUGAUCCGAAUAGUCUCUCUCAUUUCACCCUUCACAUACAUGUAACAUAUCCAAGAAUAAUGUAAUUGUAGGUACCUAUAUAUUAUGAUUAUGAUUAAAUUUUGCCA